This is a messenger RNA of Prunus armeniaca (apricot), 1125 nucleotides long. The record is from the annotation of a GenBank genome assembly. NCBI's taxonomy places the organism in Eukaryota, Viridiplantae, Streptophyta, Magnoliopsida, Rosales, Rosaceae.
AUGGCUAUGAAAUUAAGUUUCUUGGCAAUGCUUUUGUGCUUAUUGUUAGCAUCUACACCUAAAGCUCAUGCUAGUGUGUUUGACGUGACGAGUGCAACAUACGGUGCAAAGCCUGGCUCUGAUGUCAGUACGGCCUUGGCCAAGGCUUGGAGUGAUGCAUGUGCAUCGCCAUCUGCGAGUAAAGUUGUUGUUCCGAGCGGGACAUACAAGUUAAAAGAAGCAAAUUUCAGAGGCCCCUGUAAGGCUCCUAUUGAGAUGCAAGUUCAAGGCACAUUGCAGGCUCCAGCAGACGCUGGCCAACUCACAAGAACGGAUACUUGGGUUGGUUUUCAGUACAUUGACAUGCUCACCUUAUCAGGUGGUGGGACUUUUGAUGGCCAAGGAGCACUUUCUUGGAAUCAAAAUGACUGCCACAAAAACAAAAAUUGCAAACCUAUUCCCGUUAAUCUGCGGUUCGAAUUCCUCACAAAUUCCAAAGUUCAGGACAUAACUUCACUUAACAGCAAAUUUUUCCACAUGCAUGUUUUCCGAUGCAACCAUACUACAUUUCAACAGCUUACCAUCACAGCACCUGACGACAGUAGAAACACAGAUGGAAUCCAUAUCGGGGCUUCGACUGGCCAUGGAAUAAGCAUUGGAAGCCUUGGAAAAUAUAAGGACGAAAAGGAUGUGACCGGGAUCAUAGUUAAGAACUGCACCUUGACUAAUACGGACAACGGUGUGAGAAUCAAAACAUUUCCAGAUUCUCCUUCGCCUAGCACUGCCUCGGGUAUACACUAUGAGGAUAUUAUCAUGGUUAAUGUCAGUAACCCUAUCCUCGUAGACCAAUUGUACUGCCCAUAUACUCAGUGUGAACAAAAGCCUCCGUCAAAAGUUAAGAUAAGCAAUGUCAGCUUCAAGAACAUUAAGGGCUCAUCUUUCACUCCACUUGCAGUCAAGCUUGUAUGUACCACGGGCAUACCGUGUGAGAAUGUGGAGUUGACUGACAUUGAUCUCACCUACGGUGGAGACAAAGGCCCUCUUACCUCUAUGUGUUCUAAUGUCAAGCCCACAAUUACUGGCGUGACAAAGGCUCUUGGUUGUGCUACAUCGUCCUUGGCACCUCUUCCUUUAUCCAAGAAGUAG